UAGUAGUUGGGUUAUCAUUAAAAAGACAAAUACAUUAAAACACAAGUUGAUGAAACUUUAAACACGUAAGGUAAUGUUUACUGGUGACGAACGCUAUGCCAUUUGUCAAAAACAGGCAAAAUAUUCAUGCUUAACAAUUUAGCUAACGUCUAUAAUGUAUUGAAUGUUUCUUCCUUCCUUCCAUCACUAUGACCCGUUGCCCAAUUAAUAAGAUGCACAGUCAUGUACUCCCUCACUCAUGGACGGUAAUUCCACAGGCAACCAAGUCAUUCAUUUAUCAAAAAUGCAUUUUCAUCGUUUUCAUUCCCAAAGUGACUCUUCGAAACACGUCAUAUGAGCCAUGUACAUCCUUGAAGUAUUUCAGAUACAAUGACGAAAGUAGGUCUGAAAUUGACGAAUUUACCUAUACAGAUCAGCGACAAUCCCAAAGACGUAUAAUUCUAUAAUUGAGAAAGCGCUCUGAUAUAAGUUUCAAAAUAUCCGAUUUCCAUAUCCUAUUGGACAUACGCUCGCCCACGGCACACCUGUCUGAGGUCAUGGAAAGUCCGUAUUUGCGGGCCCAUGAAAUGAAACAAGGCGACUUGACUGAUGUCACUCACACGCUUCCAGCGCACGGAUUUCUAUUUCCAAGGGAGAUAACCGAGAACGGAGUCACGCGUUAGCCUAUGUCCUGUUCAUAAACUUGGUUUUACAACGACACAAUGGCCACGCCUUCGCUUGCUGAUAUUCACCGAUUGGUGCUGGAGAGGGUCAAAGGUGAUCCCUAAUAAUAUCAAGAAAAACCCAAAUAAGAUUUGGAAAGUUUCAGGUUUACACAAUUUCCAAAUAUAUCUUUCGUUCGUUCCGCUUUGAACAUAUAAAUACUCCGUUAGAUGAGAUUUAUUUCAUAACUUCUGCUCUCUUCUGAACAUAGUACCAACAUUCUGCUUUGCAGACUUUAUAACUGAAACUAUUUCACUUCGAACGAUCUUAUCUGUCAACAUGGAUCAGUUGUUAUUUUCUCUUUCACUGACAACAGCUGUGCUGUUUUCCUCACAACUUAUAUCGACAUCUUAUGCUGCACCACUACCUCAAGGGAACGGCCGCUGGGUUAAUCCGUGCGGCGGUAGUACCCCCGUCUCAGGAGUAUCAUUGAACCUUCCAACCCCUCCGCCUAAACCUAUCAAUACGGAACUGACGUCACUCAAACUGAUGGCUCAAACGGCAAGCAGCCUCAGCGACGAAAUGACCUAUACAAUAAAGCCCCGGAUUGGUUCUUCUGUAGCCGCAGAACUUGAUUCACAUGCCCCCUUGGAAGGAUUCCCCGACACAGGCGCUUCCUUUACUGCAGGAAUAAAGGUUGAAGAGAUGCUCUUGAAAGAAGUAGAACGUCUGUCCAAGAUUGGAGUUUUCCUGGAACAAGCUGGUUUGGAUACGUACGACUAUACGGACAAAAUUGAACAACUCGAAAACAAAUACGUGGAAAUGUUGUGUAAGAUGCACAUCAUCUUGAAAGGAUUGAAACAGGAAGUAACGACAGUCGUGUCACGUGACAUCAUGCUGAGCGAGUACAGAAAUCUCCAUGAAAUCGCUCACAUCGACAUGAGGAAUUACCUCAUCAUCAGGGACGCACAACGAAUCUUUGUCGCUGUAUCCGAAGGAGUGGAUGCUUAUAUGGAGGAAAACAAUCUGUAACUCUGCCCAAGCCCUUAAUUUAUUCCCUGUCGUUACUAAGUUAUUUUUAUGCAUUUAUCGUUUUAAUUUAUUUAUGUAUUUUAUGAACUUAAUUUAUUUGAUAUCAUUCCAAUCCAUUUUGUAUGUAUAUGAAUUUGCAUAUUGUGUGUUAUAAGUCUGUGUUAAGACGAGAUAUUUAAGAUGUUGUGAUCUUCAAAAGUUCCCACUGCCGUCCACGAAUCUGAAUCAUCAUGUUGGCAUUUUUGCCAACUCAUCCUGUAUAUUUAACGCAUGUGAGCAUUUUCUAUUUACUUAUAUCAUGAAUAUACCGCCAUGACUCGAUGUUAUAAAUAUCCCAAUAUUGUAUAUAUGAAAAGAUGUUCUUUCAUUCCCUCUAUCAAAACAACCACAUUUCAGGACAAACAUAUAUUGAUGAAUUUAUUUA
Messenger RNA from Haliotis rubra (blacklip abalone), 2098 nucleotides. RefSeq lists its product as uncharacterized. The record is from RefSeq and is a predicted model, not a curated record. NCBI's taxonomy places the organism in Eukaryota, Metazoa, Mollusca, Gastropoda, Lepetellida, Haliotidae. Bases 982 to 1674 code for a protein of 230 amino acids. The transcript has 4 exons.